This is a messenger RNA of Corvus hawaiiensis (hawaiian crow), 3319 nucleotides long. It is a transcript of the gene STAU1, whose product is annotated as staufen double-stranded RNA binding protein 1. The coding region runs from base 284 to 2422 and encodes 712 amino acids. The transcript is spliced from 16 exons. Lineage: Eukaryota; Metazoa; Chordata; Aves; Passeriformes; Corvidae. The record is from RefSeq and is a predicted model, not a curated record.
CGUCAGUUCCGGCGGGCCGCACCGCCCCGCUCAUUCUCUUUGGUGUUUGCCCUGUGCCGCCCCGCCGGUCCCGCCCGGCCCAUGGACUGAGCGACCCCCGCCCGCCCCGGCCCGGAGCCGAGCCCAGCGCAGGCAUUGUCCAUCAUAAAUAUCCUAUUGAGAACUAAAUACAAAUCUUCACUCUCUGGAUCUCCUAAAGGUCAAUAAUUUGGCUUCCAAAAUUGGAAUUUGUCUGCGUUCAAAGCUGUUUGCCUACAGAAUCUGCUCUGGUUGGAAGUGAAACAUGUCUCAAGUUCAGAUUCAGACACCUUCUGCUGCCCUUGCUGGGAGCCAAAUACUGAAUAAAACCCCAUCUCUUUCACAGCCUUUGAGUAUACCUUCUACUACUAGUUCUUUGCCCUCUGAAAAUGCAGGCAGACCUAUCCAAAACUCUGCUUUGCCCUCUGCUUCAGUUACAUCCACCAAUGCAGCUGCAGCUCCUUCAAACAUGGCAAACCCCAAAGAGAAAACCCCCAUGUGUCUUGUGAAUGAAUUAGCCCGUUUCAACAAGAUUCAGCCCGAGUAUAAGCUUCUGAGUGAGCAAGGUCCAGCUCAUUCUAAGGUGUUUACAGUGCAGCUGACUCUUGGGGACCAGCAUUGGGAAGCUGAAGGAACUAGUAUUAAAAAAGCGCAACAUGCAGCAGCUGCCAAAGCUUUGGAAGGGACAAAAUUCCCGAAGCCUACAGCUCGUCCAUCUCGUAGUGAAGGCAAGAAUCCAGACAGUGUAACCCCCACAGUGGAGUUGAAUGCACUUUGCAUGAAGCUGGGGAAGAAGCCCAUGUACAAACCCAUCGACCCUUACACGGGGAUGAGAUCCACCUACAACUACACCAUGCGAGGUGGUACCUACCCCCCACGGUACUUUUACCCAUUUCCUGUCGGGCCUUUACUCUACCAAGUGGAGCUUUCAAUUGGAGGGCAGCAGUUUCAUGGGAAGGGAAGAACAAGACAAGCUGCUAAGCAUGAUGCAGCUGCUAAAGCACUGAAAGUUCUGCAGAACGAGCCCUUGCCUGAGAAACCAGAGGUUAACGGAAAAGAACCAGAUGAUGAAAAUCUCAAUAAAUCUGAAAUAAGCCAAGUUUUUGAGAUUGCACUUAAAAGGAACUUGCCUGUGAAUUUUGAGUUUUUCCCUCUGAAACAGGUGACCAAGGAAAGUGGUCCUCCCCAUAUGAAGAGUUUUGUAACCAAGGUAUCAGUUGGAGAAUUCAUGGGUGAAGGUGAAGGAAAGAGCAAGAAGAUCUCAAAGAAAAAUGCUGCAAUAGCAGUCCUAGAAGAACUGAAAAAAUUGCCACCCCUUCCUAUGGUUGAGAAAAUGAAGCCACGAAUCAAAAAGAAAACAAAAUCAAUAGUGAAGCUGCAGACAAGUCCAGAAUACGGUCAAGGAAUGAAUCCCAUUAGCAGACUUGCCCAGAUACAGCAGGCCAAGAAGGAGAAGGAACCCGAGUACAUGCUCAUCACAGAACGUGGGCUGCCCAGGCGCAGGGAGUUCGUGAUGCAGGUGAAAGUUGGUGUACACACAGCUGAAGGAAUGGGCACGAACAAAAAGGUUGCUAAACGCAAUGCAGCUGAAAAUAUGUUGGAAAUUUUAGGUUUCAAAGUCCCUCAACCUCAACCUCCAAAACCAGCAUUAAAGACAGAAGAGAAGACCCCAGUGAAAAAACCAGGUGAUGGAAGAAAAGUAACCUUCUUUGAGCCGGGCUCUGAAGAGACUUCAGCUAGAGGACUCACAAACAGCAGCUCUUCAGUGUGCACCUCUCUUCUCCCAGGUAAUAAAGAAGAUGAGUUUAGGAUGCCUUAUCUCAGCCAUCAGCAGCUUCCUGCUGGAAUUCUUCCCAUGGUCCCUGAGGUUGCACAGGCUGUAGGAGCCAAUCAAGGACACCACACCAAAGAGUUCAGUCGGGCAGCUCCCAACCCUGCCAAGGCGACGGUGACGGCGAUGAUCGCCAGGGAGCUGCUCUAUGGGGGCACUUCUCCUACUGCCGAGACCAUUUUGAAGAGCAACAACUCCUCAGGCCACGUCCCCCAUGGACCUCUGACCAGGCCCUCCGAGCAGCUGGACUAUCUUUCCAAUGUUCAAGGAAUCCAGGUUGAAUAUAAAGACUUUCCAAAAAAUAACAAGAACGAGUUUGUAUCUCUUAUAAACUGUUCCUCUCAGCCACCGCUGAUCAGUCAUGGGAUUGGAAAGGAUGUGGAGUCUUGCCACGACAUGGCUGCACUGAAUAUUUUAAAGUUGCUGUCUGAGUUGGACCAACAAACCACAGAGAUGCCAAGGACAGGAAAUGGACCAAUGUCUGUAUGUGUGAAACAAGAAAUGGAAAGUGACCCUCUCCUCAAACCGGCGAGCGCAAACCCUUUGGGACAAACACUGGACAGCACUGCCUGAAAUAGGCUCUUGACUGAACCCAAACCUGAAAGCACCAGAGAAAAUCAAAUGCUUCCUCUUAAUGUAACCUAACUGUUGGAGUGCUACAGUCUCUACAACCUACUGUAGUGUCUAAAUCAUAACUGUUGCUUUUUCUUCAAACAGUGAUACAUUUUUAGUUUCAUUAUGUUGUUUUGAUUGAAAUGACACUAUAAAUUUUUCAUUUAAAAGUUUCUUAAUUGUAUCUAGAACCAUAGCACAGUUUAGAAACUUUGUCUUCUGAGACUGACAUGUUACCUGUGAACUAACUUGGGAAGAUCAUAUCCCUGUAUGUGGUUAUUUUGGUUUUGUUGGAAUAGCAGCGUUUCACUGGAAACAAGCUGUGUCCCACCGUUUUAAAAAGCCCCAUAUUUUCGCAAACCAACCCUAAUUAUCCAGUGGUUGAAGGAAUUUAAACACUUCAGGAAUUUUAAACUUGGUUUGAUCUUUUUUGGUUAAUUUCUAGUUUUCUUGAGUGUGGGGUAGGGGAACUCGAAUGCAAUGUGACUUUCAGUGAUCUCUGAGCUGUGUUUUAGGGACUGUGUGUCGGUGGCUUACAGCUCACUACAGUACAGGAUAUGAUCUCAAUGUAGUGCAUAUAAAACUGCAGAUUGAUUUUCCUUGAGUGCUUUAUACUGUUUAAUUACAUCUCCAUGUAGGGCUGAAAAAAAUUACCUAUGUUUAUAUAUAACUGUGUUGCUUUUGAUGUUGUGUUCUUGCGCACGGCCGGUGCGCGAUGAGGUUUGCAUUGGUCCAGGUACAGCACGAUAGCCGCGCGAGUUCAGUACUGCUUCCGUUCAUUGUUUACGCUGGAAUUUUUUCUCCCCAUGGAAUGUAAGUAAAACGUAGUGUUUGUCACCAAUAAAUGGUAAUACUAAA